AUGACCAGGGAUGGAGGUCGAUAUCCUCCUGAAGCCGAAAAUCUAAUCCUCCAAGCGUUUGAAGAUGAUCCCACUACAAGUACUAGGAAAGUUGCUGCUGAUCUUGAAAAGGAUCCCACGCGGCUGCUCCAGAAGCUGGGCCUCUUCUUAGUUGAUGAGGAAAGUGAUCAGAUGCUCUUCCUCUCUGCCGGGGCGUCUAGAGACCUGAUAGAUUGGAAGGCGCCAUCUGACACUAAUACACUCCCUGAGGUUAUACACGAGCUGGUGGAACAUUCCCUCCUUGCCUGUCUAGGAUAUGACGGAUUUAUGUACUAUCCGGCAGCCAGGAGUGCCAUUCCUGGUUUCUUUCGUCGUUACCUCUGCAGAGGUUCCCAGCCGGCGUACUGUUGGAGAGAUCGGGGAGCGGGUUGGAGAUCGUGCUCUACGGCACAUGUUAUCGCUGUCCAUCGUUUCGUCUGUUUGACCGCCAGAUAUGGACUCUCAUGGCCCAACAACACAUCUGAUUCAAAGUGCUCCAACCGUCCGCCAGGCGUAAAGACUAGUAGUCUCCCCUCCAAACGAGCGAGGACGUGCGGGUUGGAUUUCAAGGAAGUACAUCAUUAG
Molecule: messenger RNA, 603 nt
Organism: Acanthoscelides obtectus
Lineage: Eukaryota; Metazoa; Arthropoda; Insecta; Coleoptera; Chrysomelidae
Source: the annotation of a GenBank genome assembly